Messenger RNA from Aspergillus terreus NIH2624, 1059 nucleotides. Its product is annotated as RNA-binding protein. The coding region runs from base 1 to 1059 and encodes 352 amino acids. Lineage: Eukaryota; Fungi; Ascomycota; Eurotiomycetes; Eurotiales; Aspergillaceae. The transcript is spliced from 5 exons. The record is from RefSeq and is a predicted model, not a curated record. Gene Ontology annotation, molecular function: RNA binding.
AUGUCUUCUUAUAUCACUGUGGAAAAGCGUCAUCUGGAAUAUCUCCUCCAGAAGGCUGGAACUGAUACUUCAAACGACCCGAACUAUGUGACCAUCUUAGAUUCCGAAUACAAGCGCCUGGUGUUGAUCUACGGUUCAUCUGCUGAGCGCGGUACCGAAGACUCCAAUGUAUCCUCUGCCCGCGGGGGUCUUGUUUCUUGCGGCGACAAGCACCGUGAGAACGACGGCAACUAUAAGCUGGCCCGCGCUUACGACGACAUCCAUGAAGACGACGAGGACGAGAUCCUCCUGGCGUCCCAGGACAGCGAAAGAGAAGACUACGACGAGUCGUCCAGGAGUACGACCGAGUCUCUCACCGUGCCCACCGUGCACCGUACCAUCCUCGUCCGUAACCUCCCCGACAGAGUCACCCACCGCGAUAUCGUCCAAGCCAUGCGGGGCGGAGCGCUCCUCCAUAUUUAUCUCCGGGCCCGCGAGCACAGCGCCAACAUCUCGUUCGUGGAGGAGUCGGACGCGCAGGAGUUCCUGAAGCAUGCGAAAGCCCACGGGCUGUAUAUCGCAGGCAAACGUACGGAGGUCUCCUGGAACGACCGCCAGUUCUAUCUGCCCCCGUACGUGCGGAGCAAGAUCAACAAUGGCGCCUCGCGGAAUCUGGUGGUGCAGAACAUCAACCCGAACAUCACCGAGGGGCUCAUCCGCCGCGAUCUCGACCAUAUCCACAACCUCAUCGUCGUCGCCGUCAGCUUCAAGCACGGGAACGCCUACAUCUCCACCAACUCGGUCCACAACGCGCUCUUUGCGCGUUCCUGCAUGAUGUCGCGCGUGACAUACAAGGGCAUGAAAAUCAACUUCUAUCCGGACGAGUGCGCUGCGCCCCUGGCCGCAAAGGCGCCCAUCGGACUGAAGAUGGCCAUUUCCCGGGCCCCGUCGGCGAAACCCGCUGCCAUUCCCAAUCGGUUCCAACUGCUCUCGCUUGAUGGGGCCGAGAGUGAUGACGAGGACGCGCUGGACCAGCAUGUUAACGGUAGUUCUCCGUGGGCAGAGGGCAUAUCAGCUUAG